AUAGUGUCCACCAUAUAUCUGUUACCUUUCUAUCGGUGGGAGGCUGUACCUGUCCAGCAGGAAAGAGAGAUGGAACCGCCAGCCACCGCAGAAAAACGCUCCUCCAGACGCCUUCUCUUUGACCGCCGUUACGGCUGGGUGGUCGACGAGUGGAAGGAACCAUCUGAUGAAGCUCUCGCCGGCGGAAGAGGAAUGUUUUGUGUAGUUCCUUUGGGCAAAACUCUGUUUCAGACUGCUUCACAAUCAAUUAACUCGGCCGUCAAAAUUAUAGAUAUGAAGCUUCAGAAAUGGCAAAAUCCUAUGCACAACCCAAGCUCUAGUGUUGUAGACAGUAAUGGAGAUUCAGGGUGAAAAUGCAAAACCUGAAUCAAAUGUUUUUUUUGGAUUUGACAAAACUAGUCCAUGUGUUUAGUGUUUGUGAUUAGUCACUCAGCUAGAUGAUGAUCUCAUCUAUGUACUCUUGUUUGCUUGUGUUCAAGACUAUUCCAAAGACAUUGUGUGGUUAUAUGACCUUUCCCUUGUGACUAA
Brassica napus (rape) is the source of this 528-nucleotide messenger RNA. RefSeq lists its product as uncharacterized. NCBI's taxonomy places the organism in Eukaryota, Viridiplantae, Streptophyta, Magnoliopsida, Brassicales, Brassicaceae. The record is from RefSeq and is a predicted model, not a curated record. The transcript is spliced from 4 exons. Bases 70 to 351 code for a protein of 93 amino acids.